This is a messenger RNA of Zasmidium cellare ATCC 36951, 549 nucleotides long. RefSeq lists its product as uncharacterized. The record is from RefSeq and is a predicted model, not a curated record. The coding region runs from base 1 to 549 and encodes 182 amino acids. Lineage: Eukaryota; Fungi; Ascomycota; Dothideomycetes; Mycosphaerellales; Mycosphaerellaceae. The transcript has a single exon.
AUGGGUAUCGUUCAGCGACGCCAGCAGGCGGCUCAACACGGAGCGACGGAUCUGCGAAUCGAUACCCUCGCUCUCAGCAGCGACUUGGAUCCGCGCCGCCGACCAGCUCCCCGAGGACUUGAACUUGCAGCACAUACAGCAGGACUUGAGAACUCCACUACCACAACCACAUCUUCGUCACCGAGUACAGACGACUCCUACACCUUUUCAUCUUCAAAAGAAGAAGAUGCAUCCGUAACAUCCCCCAACAACCGCGACAGCUACUACACGCCCUCGUCGGAGCGCCACGUCCGCUGGUCCGCCGAACUAGCCGAGAUCAUCGACAGCUCGCCGACAGCCUCCAAGAACCCUCUGCAGAAACUCUUGCAUCGCCGGUCGUCGAGUGGUGGUGGGAGUGCUACUACUACGAGCAGUUCGCAUCAUCAUCAUCACCAUCACCAGGGUGGAUUGUUGGUCUCACCUAAUCCGGCCGAGGGAUCGGAGCGGAAGCAGGGCCGAAGGAUCAUGACGCCGAGGGAUGCUGUCAGGAAGGCGAGGAGGAGUGUGUGA